UUUGUAUUGUCGUUAACCUAAAUAUCGCCUCUCUUCCUUCUCUCUCCCAUCACUUCACCGAGUCUGAUAACCCCGAAACAAUUGCAGAGAGAAAGUCGAGGGACGUAUCAAGCAACAAUAUAUCUCAAUUUCAGCACCAAUCAGGUAAUUUUUUUUUUUCGCCAUCUUUAUCAUCCAAUGCUUCGUUUAGUUUUCAAUAAACUUUCGCGUGCCAACUCCAGAGCUUCACAGUUUGGCCAUGGCUCCUGUUUAUCGAAUUACUUUCUUAGAACCAUGUCAGAAAUGUCUAAAAACAACGACCCACAUUCUUUUACGGUCUGUUAUCUGCAAAAAUCAUGUGGGUUGUCCGAACAGUCUGCCAUUUCAGCUUCCAAGAAGCUUUUGAUUGAAACCCCAGAAAAAGCUGAUUCAGUUCUUAAGCUUAUGAGAACUCACGGAUUAACUCAGACCCACAUUGCAAAUAUAAUAGCUAAUCGUCCCGGAUUGCUUUUAGCGGACUUAGAAGGUAAACUUAGGCCUAAUAUGGAGUUGCUUAGAUCUUUGGGGAUUUCUGGUACUAGCCUAGGGAAAAUGCUUAGCAAAGAGUUGCGUUUUCUCGAAUAUGAUGAUUUACUCGAAACCAUGGAGUUCUUUAGAGCUCAGCGUUUUAGUGAUGAACAAAUAACUAUGAUGCUUAAGAAGCUUCCAUCGUUGUUUCUCCCCGCGAAAAGAAAUCUUAAGCCAAAGUUGGAGUUUUUCAGAUCUUUGGGCCUGACUGAUGAGGAUGUUUUGAAGAUUUUGUCCUCGGAGCCUUAUAUUCUAGAAAGGAGCCUGGAGAAACAAAUCAUUCCUUCUAUUCAAGUGCUUAGGCGGGUUCUUGGGACGGACUUAAAUAUGCAAAAGACUAUAAAAGCGUGCUACAGUAUACUUGAAUACGAUUUGGAAGAGACGCUUGAGCGCAACAUAUCAACGUUGAAGAGCCAUGGUGUUCCCCACUCAUGGAUCUUGAGGAUCUUCAUGAUCCAACCCAGAACACUGCUUGCAAGGCAUCAUCGGUUUGAGGAGGUUGUCAAAGAAGUUGUGAAAUUGGGGUUUAAUCCAAAUUCUAUUCUCUUUGUUUUGGCCAUUCGUUCCAUUGUAACGGUGGGUAAGACUCUUUGGGAGCAGAAAUUGGAAUCUUACAAAAGUUUCGGUUUGUCAAGGGAUCAGGUCUAUUCGGCAUUCAAAUCGCAACCUAUGUUUAUGCUUGUUUCAGAGAAGAAGAUCAAGAAAUUGAUGCAUUUCUUCAUUCACAAAUUGAACAUAGAACCUUCAAUCAUUUCAAAGAAUCCAGGACUACUACUAUUUAGUCUGGAGAAGAGAUUCAUUCCAAGGAUUUCUGUUCUACAACUUCUGAUGUCAAAAGGUUUUGUUAAAGAAGAUAUAAGCAUUAUUCCCUAUCUCAGAAUGACUGAGAAGAAGUUCAAGGAGAAUAUCAUGUCGGUAUAUGAGAAAUCGCUUCCUGAUGUUGUUAAGGCAUACCAAGGCAAGAUAGAGUUUCGAGGGUUUCCUGCUAUUUUGAAGACAUAAUGAGUAUGAUGCCAUUGAUAAUAAGAUUAGCAAAGAUGCUGAGAGUUGAAGUUGAGUUCAUCAUCUACCGCCGCAGGCUACUUAUCAUAAUUUUGGAUGGAUAAGUGGAAGGCUACUUGAGAAUAGCUUUCCAGGAUAUUGCAACAUUAGCACUAAGACGAGAUCCCUGAGUAAGUUUACUUGUAAGCUUCUUUUAAUGGUGGUGCAACGUAUGGUCUGCCAAAACUUAUGUAAGUUCUCACAUUGAUUUUGAGCAGUUUAUCAUUCUUGCAAUCAAUCAUCACGAGUUUUAUCUUUUGUUCCUGUUUUUGUCUCUGAUUGAGCGACCGUUCUGCUUGUGUUGUUCUCGUUCCUUACAUUUAACCUAUAAUCUAGUUGUUAUUUUUCCCCUAAAUUUUUUCGAGAA
This is a messenger RNA of Morus notabilis, 1954 nucleotides long. RefSeq lists its product as uncharacterized. Gene Ontology annotation, biological process: chloroplast organization; regulation of DNA-templated transcription. Gene Ontology annotation, cellular component: chloroplast. The record is from RefSeq and is a predicted model, not a curated record. NCBI's taxonomy places the organism in Eukaryota, Viridiplantae, Streptophyta, Magnoliopsida, Rosales, Moraceae. The transcript has a single exon. Bases 178 to 1548 code for a protein of 456 amino acids. Gene Ontology annotation, molecular function: double-stranded DNA binding.